AUGGAGGUGAAUAUUAACGACAACAAAGUUCCUAAAAUCGACGAAAAAGUCCCAGUCAUUAUGCACCCUUUGCUUAGGAGAACUGAUGUAUUCACACUUUUGAAUACUUCUCACAGAGUUCGAAUUUCUGAAAGUGUUGUGGGAAACUCUGUAAUAUUUCCGAAGUCAGCUGUAGCUUUUCUGAUUAUAGCAAGUGACGAUAUUCUAAAACAAAGUCAUCCCGUUGUUCUUGAUGCUGAAGUGUCGUCAAAACCUACCUCAACAUUGUUGAAAUCAAGAUUAAGAAAUCUCAUCAUGUCUUCGAUUUCAGAAGAAGUUGUUUUGGAUAUACUAUCAACAAUUGGCCUGAGUUUCCACGAUUGCUUUGUGCUCCAUCAAGGUUGUCGAAGUAUCUCAAACAUCGCAAAAGCAUCGAUACAACAACUUAUGGAUUGCAGUUUAGAUCAAGCUACGGCCAUGAAAGUUCAUAGCUUUUUUAAUGACAUCCGAAAGUAUAAUUAAAAUCUAUCAAGGAGAUUUGGAUAUUGUUGAUUUAUUUAUUAAAAGCUGUUUCUAUCUAGAUUUAUUAAAAUACUAGAAGGUAAUAAUGUUUUAUAUAAUCGUUCAUAUACUUUGAAAUUCAUAAUUUUGACAGUUUACUUUAUAUCACCAAUAUAUACAAAAUAGAAUUCCUGUAAAAUUACUCUGGUUCUAUUAAAUUCCCAUUAUAUCUUUCACGUAAA
Xenia sp. Carnegie-2017 is the source of this 722-nucleotide messenger RNA. RefSeq lists its product as uncharacterized. Gene Ontology annotation, cellular component: chromosome. Lineage: Eukaryota; Metazoa; Cnidaria; Anthozoa; Malacalcyonacea; Xeniidae. Gene Ontology annotation, biological process: reciprocal meiotic recombination; synaptonemal complex assembly. The record is from RefSeq and is a predicted model, not a curated record. The transcript has 4 exons. Bases 1 to 501 code for a protein of 166 amino acids.